AUGCCGUGGAUCAAUUUCCUCUUUUUGAUGGUACACUUAGCGUACAGUCAUUUCCAUGAGCAAUUCUUUCAGGUGUAUGAUCCUACUAAAAUUGAUAUAACAGGUGCUCAAAUGGUGUUGGUUAUGAAAUUGUCUGCAUUUGGCUGGAACGUAUAUGAUGCUAAGCAACCUAAAGAAACAUUAACUUCAUUUACUAAAGAGCGUCUAAUUAAAAAGCACCCAAAUUUACUAUCAUACUUCGGUUAUGUUUUCUUCUAUGCUUCAUUGUUAACUGGGCCAGCGUUUGAUUUUGCUGAUUAUGACAAAUUUAUUCACUCCACUUUAUUCGAUGAUGUACCAGAUUCGAAACGUCCAGGGAAGAGACAUAAGCGUAGAAUCCCAAGAAGUGGUAUCCCAGCACUUAAGAAGACUCUACAAGGUGCUUUUUGGGCAGUAAUUUUACUUUUCUUGGGCAAGUAUGUGAGCCUUGACUACGUAUUAGACGGUAACUUUGUUAAAGAACAUGGAUUCAUAUACCGUAUAUUUUAUUUGUGGGUUUUAGGAUUUAACCAUAGGUUACCCUAUUAUACUAUUUGGUUAAUUGCUGAAGGUGCAUGCAUUCAAUGUGGUAUAGGCUAUAAUGGAUAUGAUUCUGUGACUGAUUCAUUCAAGUGGAAUCGUGUACAAAAUAUAGAUCCAUAUAAAUUUGAAACAGGCCAAAAUUGCCAUGUAUGCUUAGAGUCAUGGAAUAUGAAUACUAAUAAAUGGUUAAAGCAUUAUGUUCAUAAAAGAAUCGCAAAGAAAGGCAAGAAGCCUGGCUUUAAAAGCACCCUUUUUACCUUUUUAACAAGUGCCUUUUGGCAUGGAACCAGACCAGGGUAUUAUCUAACCUUUGUUAUGGGAGCAUUCUUACAGACAAUAGGUAAAAUUUACCGUCGCAACUUCCGUCCUAUGUUCCUUCAAUCAGAUGGUGCCACUCCUAAACCCACCAAAAAGAUAUAUGACUUGGUGUGUUACAUUUGUACACAAUUAGCAUUCGGCUUUAUUGUUCAACCUUUUAUGAUUUUGGACUUCAAGCAAUCACUUUACUGUUGGCUGACUGUCCACUUUUAUGUCCAAAUUGCUACUUUCAUAACUAUAUUUGCAUUUAAGGGACCUUACAGCAAAUCCAUCAUUGCGUGGUGUAUGUCUCGUCACGAUUCAAUCAAGAAAGAUGAGAAGUUUAUUCGUCCUGAACUUAAGUUAUCUCAAGAAGAAACAGCUAAAGCUAAAGACGUCGUAUAUACGAUUUUAGAGAAGAGAGAUGAUAGAUUGAGAAGCCCUGCAUUAGGAUUACCGCCUAUUGAUAUCUUGGAAUCUAUAGACCAAGAGGAUAUAGAUGAAGAUUUGAAAGAAUUAAGCGAAGUAUGGACUUCAUUUAGAGGACGCCUUUCAAAUCUUAAAGAUGAUGAUUUCGAUGGCUUGAAAGAUGCAUACAGUAAUUUCACCAACGAGAUUAAUGAAAUUUUCCAUGUCAAGAAAGAGGACUUGUUAUCCAAGAAGCAACCCUAA
Molecule: messenger RNA, 1530 nt
Organism: Debaryomyces fabryi
Lineage: Eukaryota; Fungi; Ascomycota; Pichiomycetes; Serinales; Debaryomycetaceae
Gene: LPT1
Product: lysophospholipid acyltransferase
Exons: 1
Coding region: 1-1530 (509 amino acids)
Biological process (GO): glycerophospholipid biosynthetic process; lipid modification
Cellular component (GO): endoplasmic reticulum; membrane
Molecular function (GO): 1-acylglycerol-3-phosphate O-acyltransferase activity; 1-acylglycerophosphocholine O-acyltransferase activity
Source: RefSeq, a predicted model, not a curated record